GAAGCCAAGAAACGAAGCUUUCCUUACUUUGCCAUAUCCUAAUAUUUCUUCGUUGCCUCUUUUCUUCCUUCAAUUCCCCAAUUCACUCUUCUUUCUCUCUCUGUUUGGAAGUUGGGAAGAACAUUAAAAGUUGGUCCUCUGUUUUUGUCGCAAAUUUCCGGAGGAACCCCAAGUUUACUUUCUUUUUUGGUUUGUUCCAUUCAACAUGGAAACAGGAGGUGUCAAACUCAAAAGGGCAGAGAUUGAUACCAGAAAGCCAUUUCGUUCAGUGAAGGAAGCCGUUUCGUUGUUCGGCGACAAAGUUUUGGCCGGAGAACUCUAUAGCAACAGGCUUAAACAGAUGCAUGGCAGAGAUCAGCGAAGAGACACAAACGAAUUGAAAUUAGGGAACGUUGCAGCUGAAUUAGAAGAAACAAAGCAAAGCCUUGAAAAGGCCAAAGAAGAAAGCAUGGUGAUGGCUCAUUGCCUUUCAUCCCUCCAAGAAGAGCUCGAAAACACCAAAAAAGAGCUUCAAUUCUUAAAGGAAUCAGAAUUAUUCCACCAAUCUGAAGAUAUAAAAGUUGUAGACGCCGCCGCCGCCGCCGCCGCCGCCACCGAUUCAAUGGAGUUUCAAAAGAAACGUUAUGUCACUUUUGCCAACCCCCCUGCCGCCGUUGCUCACCUCGUCAUUCCGCCGCCCACCGGUGUUGAGAAACUGGAGCGGCUCUCGUCUUUUAGAAGGGAUAAGAACAAGAUGAAGAAGACAUUAAUCCCUCUCAUCUCCGCCAUAUUUUCCAAGAAAAAAUGAAAUAUGCAAAUCUUUGUAACCGAACAAUUUGACGGCGAGAUGUGUCAUGUAAUAAUGAAUUCUUUCUUUUUUCAUUGAAAA
Molecule: messenger RNA, 868 nt
Organism: Cucurbita moschata (crookneck pumpkin)
Lineage: Eukaryota; Viridiplantae; Streptophyta; Magnoliopsida; Cucurbitales; Cucurbitaceae
Product: WEB family protein At1g75720
Exons: 2
Coding region: 206-787 (193 amino acids)
Source: RefSeq, a predicted model, not a curated record